CAUGGUGCUGUGUUUGGGGCACUUUGCCCUCCUUACAUAAGUGAGCUCUGAGGAUGUGGAACCUCGAUGGCCUUUGCCUUCAGCAAGUAACUGAACUCUGGUACUCAUUUCCAGAACCCCAGGGACGGUUCGUGCUGGUGCCCUGUGAACUCUCGUGAUUGUUAGCCAACAGCUGCUGUGUUUGAGCAACCUUGCUGAGAAGAAAGAAAAUGGCUUGUAUUGAGUUUUCUUUUCAUGUGCCAAGUCUGGAGGAGCUUGCUGAAGUUUUGCAGAAGGGGCUGAAGGACAACUUUGCUGAUGUCCAGGUUUCCGUGGUUGACUGCCCAGAUUUAACAAAGGAGCCAUUUACCUUUCCUGUCAAAGGCAUCUGUGGGCAAACUAGAAUUGCAGAAGUAGGAGGUGUGCCUUACUUAAUGCCUCUUGUAAACAAAAAAAAAGUUUAUGACCUAAAUGAGAUUGCAAAAGAAAUAAAGCUGCCUGGAGCUUUUAUCCUUGGAGCAGGGGCAGGUCCAUUUCAGACGCUUGGGUUCAAUUCUGAGUUCAUGCCAGUUGUUCAGACAGCAAGUGAACACAACCGUCCUGUGAAUGGAAGUUACUUUGCCCGAAUUAACCCUACAGAUGGGAAGUGCCUGCUGGAGAAAUACAGCCAAAAAUACCACGACUUUGGAUGCGCACUGCUGGCUAAUCUUUUUGCCAGUGAGGGCCAACCUGGCAAGGUCAUCAAGGUGCAAGCCAAGAGAAGAACGGGACAGCUCAACUUUGUGACUUGCAUGAGGCAGACUCUAGAAAAGCACUAUGGAAACAAGCCUGUGGGGAUGGGAGGCACCUUCGUUGUGCAGAAGGGGAAAGUCAAGGCCCACAUCAUGCCAGCAGAGUUUUCUUCCUGCCCGUUGACCUCAGAUGAAGCUGUUAAUAAGUGGUUACAUUUCUAUGAGAUGGAGGCUCCUUUGGUCUGCCUGCCAGUCUUUGUCUCCAAAGACCCAGGUCUCGAUUUGCGACUGGAGCACACUCAUUUCUUCAGUCAUCACGGAGAAGGCGGACAUUACCACUAUGAUACUACCCCAGACACAGUGGAGUAUCUUGGCUACUUCUCGCCUGCACAGUUCCUCUAUCGCAUUGAUCAGCCCAAAGAGACCCAUGCGUUUGGAAGAGAUUAAAGCAGCUAAUGCUUGCUUAGAAGAGGAAAUGAUUAGCUAAGGUUAAAUCACUAACUCAGGAGCUGAUACUAAUUCAAAAAUCCACUA
This is a messenger RNA of Peromyscus eremicus (cactus mouse), 1244 nucleotides long. It is a transcript of the gene Bkgd, whose product is annotated as chromosome 7 C11orf54 homolog. Gene Ontology annotation, cellular component: nucleus. The transcript has 8 exons. Gene Ontology annotation, molecular function: hydrolase activity, acting on ester bonds; zinc ion binding. The record is from RefSeq and is a predicted model, not a curated record. NCBI's taxonomy places the organism in Eukaryota, Metazoa, Chordata, Mammalia, Rodentia, Cricetidae. Bases 210 to 1157 code for a protein of 315 amino acids.